This is a messenger RNA of Linum trigynum, 3612 nucleotides long. Lineage: Eukaryota; Viridiplantae; Streptophyta; Magnoliopsida; Malpighiales; Linaceae. The record is from the annotation of a GenBank genome assembly.
GGUGGUUCCAUCACCGGCUUCUUCUCCUCCUUCACAAUCACUUGCCGUUGGAGCGUUUCCCUCCGUUUCCUUCUUCUUCUCGCUACGGCCGCUGCCGAGGUUUCAUCGUAUAUAAAAGCUCCCUUCUCUCUCUUUCUAGAGCGACGGUUAAACUGAGAAAAUUCCCGCUUACGUGACCUUUCUUCCCCUUUUGACAACUCCCAAAGUCACCUUCCUUCCCUCUCUCUCUCAGCAACGCCAGUCUUUCACUUUCUCUCCCGUUCGAUCCCCUCUAGGUUUCCGUUUCCUUUACUUCCACUCCAUCGCCGGUAAGUUUCACCACGAAUCUCUUGCUUAUAAUUUACCAUGCCUUUUGUUGUCCCUGUGCUGGAUUCGGUGAGCUGUUGGUAGGAGCUCCCUGGUUUAUAAUGAUGGCGAUUUAGCCUUUUCCUUCCACUUGUUCUCGUUUCUUCUUGUUUUGGUUCCUGAGAGAUGGGGAAUCGGAGCGGUGGUAUGAAUCUCUUGUUUAGACUUGGGGCAUUGGAGAAUCCGUUGGACUGUGGAAUUGGUGGAGCCUCGGCCAGCUGGGAUUCGGAAAUGCGGCUUCGAGAGAUUUGGUCUCUUGGCUUGUCCUGCAUUGGAAUAGGCCGGCUGAUUGAAGAUUUAGUGCUUUAGGGCUUUUGAUUGAAUUGGAUUCAAAUCCCUAUCUCAGUUGGUGACGGGAAUUCUUAUGUUUCCUAUGAAGUUUUUUGGUGACGGGAAAUCUUAUGUUUCUAUGGAAUUCCGUAUAAAUUAGGAAGCGGAUCUUAGCUACGCUAUUUCUGUGAUUUAUGGUUUCCCUGUCAGGUACUUGAUUCAGUAGUUUUAAUCAGUUACUUCAAUUAGUUUUUGCAUACAUUCUCACUGUUUCUCUUUUGAAUUGAUGCAGUAAUGAGUUGCCUGAUCGUGUGCCCAUUAGUGAUGCUUGGUCCCGUUCAGCUUAAGCAGAAGAUGGGUUGAGACGGUUUCUUAGCUUACCCCACAGUUAAUCUGGAUUUCAGCGACUGAUGGCUAUUGCUGCUGGCCUGCAAAAUGUUUCUGUACUUGAUUCACCGUUCCUGAGGGACCCACAAUCCGGAUCAGGCCGGAAUCAAGGCAGUGAUGGGAGGGGUAGCACCCAUGCAUCUUCUCUCCUGAGAAUGUGGAGGGAGCUUGAGGAUGAGCAUGGGGUGAGUCAUGGUCAGGGUAGAGUUGGUGAGAGAUUGCUCCAGUACAGGGGUGAGGUCUUGAGCAACCUGUCAAGGGGAGAUGAUGUUUCCGGUGGCAACCAUAUUGGUAGUGAUGAACAUGAAGAGGUGAGGAUCGGUAGCGGAGGGGAGAGUGAGUAUGGACAUGAGGAUGAUCGAUCUGAUCUUGGGGAGAUAGAGAGGGAGAGAGUGAGGCAAAUUUUUAGGGAGUGGAUGAGUAGUGGCGGUGCAAGGGAACGCAGCACUCCUCAUGUCUCCAGGAGAAAUGGGUCGAGGGCCGAAUGGCUGGGUGAAACUGAGCAGCAGAGAGUGAGAGUCAUACGGGAGUGGGUACAGAAGAUAAACAAUGGUCCUGCUGCUGGACAGAUUGAACAAGUUCUUGAUGGUCUUUAUCUUCAUCGUAGUGAAGGACCACCAGAGCGGCAUCCCAGAAGGGGGAUUGGUCGACUCUGUGGGAGGCAGGCUCUCCUUGAUAUGAUUAAGAAGGCUGAGCGAGAAAGGCAAAGAGAGCUUCAAGGUUUGCUGGAGCAUAGGGCUGUUACUCAAUUUCCUCACCGUAACAGGAUUCAGUCAUUACUCAGAGGCAGGUUCCUCCGGAAUGGCAGAAUGAUUGAAAAUGACAGACCUAGAUCGACAGCAGCACGUGAGUUGGGUUUGCUGCGGGAAAGACAUUCUGUAGCUGAUUUAAGGGAAGGGCUUGUUUCAAGACUGGACCAUUCAGCUUCUGGUCAACUAGCCAACAAUGCUUCUGAUACCUCAUCUAACAUCGUCAUAAAUGGUGACAUAACUGAGCAUUCCGAAGCAAAUGAUUCACAGAGGGCUGCAGACAAAUCUCCUCGUCAAACACAGUCGAGAUUUGAAGAAAGUAACAGCCAUAGGACGACAGAUGCAAGAAACAAUACUGGGUCUAGCACGAAUCAAGAUGUGGUUACCGAAGGAUCUGUUGAUAUUUUAGAGGACAGGUCUAGGCAACCUUCACAGGGUGUGGAUGCAAGAGAAGACGAGCAAUCAUCUGGUGAUAAUGCAGAAGAGAUGAGCAGAGAUGUGCAAGAAGCCACAUUUCCACCAACGACUGAGAGUGGAGGACGGAGUCCUGCUGCUAUUGAAGCAUUUUCUGAACAAUCUGAGUCGAAUGACAUGGAUUAUUCUGAAAGCAAUGCAGGCAAUCAAGCACGAUCAGAAGAGCCUGAGAAUCUAACUUUUGAAAGUGAGGCCACUGCUGAUGAUUGGUUAGGAAACCAUGAUGAUACAGUUGAGGCCUCUGGAGAAUGGCAUGAAGUAGAUGGUGGUGAGUUUCAAGAGGAUAUGCAAAGUUGGUUAGAAGAAGAAGAGCCUUCUUCUUCAAGUUGGGAUGCUGCUGCAGUUGGAAGGAUGGAUCAUCCAUUUCAUUUUACUGAUGAUGAUAAUGUCUACAGUGAGGAGAUCAGGGAACUUCUGAGUAGGAGAAGUGUGUCCACUCUUCUUCGAAGUGGGUUCCGUGAGAGUCUCGACCAAUUGAUACAGUCUUAUGUGGAAAGGCAAAGUGGUAAUACUCAACUUGAUUGGGAGCUGCAAGAAGAAACAUCUCCUAGCUCACUGGAACAAGCGUUGGCUCAUCCGCAUACAACUGUUGAUCAGAAUGCCAGUGGAGCAGACUCUAUUCCAAAUCCUCCACCUUUACCACCCCAAUCACUUCCUGUCCAAAGGCUGUGGGACAGGGAAUCACAGCAUUACCGCUGGCCUCAUCAUGAUGAAAUGCAUCCACGCUUUGGAAUGGAGUGGGAUAUCGUUAACGAUUUGAGAAUCGACAUGGCAAGGAUGCAACAGAGGAUGAACAACAUGCAGAGGAUGCUGGAAGCCUGCAUGGACAUGCAACUCGAGUUGCAGCGCUCUAUCAAACAGGAAGUUUCAGCUGCUCUCAAUCGAUCCCCCGAACCUUCAGGGACAUGCGAUGACAGUUUGCCGGAGGAUCCAUCGAGGUGGGAGCACGUUAGGAAAGGGAUGUGCUGUGUCUGUAAGGAGAGCAGCAUUGAUUCCUUGCUGUACAGAUGCGGGCACAUGUGCACAUGCUCAAAGUGUGCCAACGCGUUGGUCCAGGCAACCGAAAAGUGCCCGAUGUGCAGAGCGCCUGUAAUUGAGGUCAUCCGAGCUUACUCCAUCUCUUAACCUGAUAGAACGAUAUUUUUGUUACCUAUUCAAAUAUAAUUUUGAAUCCAUAUGAAUAACAAGAGAUCGACAAGUGUUCUCGGAGGUGCUAACGCGUGUCCGAAGUCUCAGUCGUUCGAUUUAUAAGAUGGCGAGAUUGCAUCGACGUAUAAUCCAACGAUGUUAGCCCGUGUUGACGCAUAAUGCUAGCCAAAUUAUGCAGUACAUAAAUGAUGGACUGGAAAGUGCCACAAUCGGGUCAGAAUCAAUGCAUCAACGUUAU